AUGACGGAGAUCGCUAGCAAAAAUGACCCCGGCGACUACUACGGCAUGAAGUUCCCCUACACCAAGGACAUGAUCGUCCAGAUGGGACCAGAGUGGUUGACCCAGGCCUUUCACAAGAGCGGCGUCCUUCCCCGCGACAAUGCCGUGACGAAGAUCUCGGACGCCAAGGAGUUCGUUGGUGGCGGCGCAGGUCUCAAAUGCACCUUUACGGUGGAGUACAAGAAGGAUGCACCUUACUUGCACAAGAAGCUGUUUGCCAAGCUCCCUCACAAGCCGGGCGGUUCAGAUCGAUACUACGUCUCCUGCAUGUGGAAUCACGACAGGCCGGAGAUCGUCUUCAAUAUCUUCCUCCAGGAGUCGGUUCCUUUUCGUGUGCCGAAGUGCUACUUUGGGGACAUCUCGGCAGCAACGACGAACUUCGUGCUGAUUACCGAAGCUCUAUCCUGGGCAGAGAAGGCGAAGAAGGAGUUCCAACCAGGGGAGAUCGAGCCUGCGUACGACAAGUACAAGGACUGGGAGUUGCCAGACGGAGGACCGAUGUACUACUCUGCCUGCUGCCGGGCUCUUGGCAAAAUGGCUGCUUACCACAAGCAGAAACGUCUCCACCCAAAGGUGGAUGAGAUGUUUCCAAUGCCCGACCCAGUGCCCCAGAUUCCCCCACUGCCGGGGUUGGACGACCUUACGCGGAAGCAGACCAGCGCUAAGGCGGACCAGUUGAUCCGCUUCGUCUCUGAGACCGCCCGAGCAGUAUUUCCAGAGGAGAUCACGGACCCGCUAUUCCUGUCCAAGUGGAAGGAAGAGCUUCUCGAGAUCGCGGAUUACCAGGGUGAGAUGCAUUGCUUCCUUUCUGGAGCCGAGACAGCGAAUCCCCACGACUACGUGGGCCUGACGCACAACAACCUCCAGAUUGACAACGCUUUCUUCUGGCGCAAUGAGAAGAACGAGGUGGAAGUAGGACUGCUUGACUGGGGUAUUCUGAACUGUGGUCCGCUGGCGGGCUCGGUACAAGGCUGCAUCUCUGGUGCAUCCACGGAAGUUUUGCUGGAGCAUCGAGAUGCGUUCCUGGAGGCCUUUGCCAGCAGCUACGAAGCGAACGGUGGUCCUUCCCUUGAUCGGGAGCGCUUCAAGACCAUGUCAAACCUUUUGAUGAUCCAGUGGUGCGUGACCGUCAUCAGCAAUGUGGCACAAGUCUUGAAGUUCACCAAGGCACAGGAAUGGCAGGACAUCAAAGACUGGAUGGAUCCCAGGCUGGUCGAUCGUUUCCAGACUCGAGCCCACACGACGCAGUUCAAAGAAUCCUUGCAGCUGUACAGGAAGUGGGACCUCUACUCCUUCUUCAAGAAGUGGCGAGCUGAUCUUGGCCUACCUCCAAAGAGAUGA
Symbiodinium sp. CCMP2592 is the source of this 1380-nucleotide messenger RNA. Lineage: Eukaryota; Dinophyceae; Suessiales; Symbiodiniaceae. The record is from the annotation of a GenBank genome assembly.